AUGCCUGGGAUAGGCAGAAUAGGCAAGCCUAUUGGGUUUGCAAACCACAGCGAAGUAGGAGAGGCGAUGUUGAAGCUUUCCGCCCUCCCUCUCGGAUCUGUGGAGCCCUCGCAGGCUUCUACAGCGCAGAUCCGGGCGAAGGACUUUGUAUUCACAUAUAUUUGCUUUCGCUGGAGACGACUAUCCCGAGACGCUGGCGACGACAGACUCACUGAGUGCCUCUCAAUUCAGUUCACCUUCAGUUCACUACCUGCUCUCCAACUCUCCUGUCUACACGCCAGGUCCACAGGGCACCUCAUUCUUAAUGAGGACACGUGUGCAGGGCCGGCCAAGCACCCAACACCCAGACACAGUCCGCGGGACCUGGCUGGGGGCUCCGCAUGCCUAGGCUGCCUGCCUGGCCUGGCCUUCAGGUGCAGCUUUGGCAGACAAAGCCUCAAACUACUUAAAGACCAAAAAGCCCAGGACUCCUUGUGGAGGAUGCGCUACCUUUCAUACACUCACAGCGUGGCCUGUUAUCUUGCACAUGCCCAUGCUCAAGCAAAACACACCCCAAAUGCCGGAGCACAACAUUCGGUCCUCCGCACCCCACAAGGAAAACUAGCCAGCAAGAAGUCCUGGGUACAAGGGGUAACUGGUAUGAGCCAGUAUUCAUGGACUACCCGAAGAAUGGUAGAUUUGGGGAUGGUCUGGGUAUCCCACUCCUUUAUGGUAAUACCAGAAUGCCCCUACCUGCUGUUAGGACGGGACUUACUGACAAAGAUUGGAGCUCAGAUAACUUUCAGACAAGGGGGGCCUCAGGUCACCGAUGGCAAGGGCCACCCCAUCCAGGUCCUGACCAUGAAACUGGAGGAUGAAUACCGCCUCCACCAGGAGGCACUCCCAAGAGAGGAUAAUAUAGACAGAUGGCUACAAGAAUUCCCCUCGGUUUGGGCAGAGACGGGGGGGGGGGGGAUAGGACUAGCUGCUCACAGGACCCCGGUCCUGGUAGAGCUCAAGCCAGGAGAAAGUCCGGUAAGGAUCAAACAAUACCCCAUGUCUCAGGAGGCCCUGAAGGGGAUCCAGCCACACAUCCGGAGACUACAAAGCCUAGGGGUACUAAUUCCUUGCCAGUCUCCCUGGAACACCCCCUUACUGCCAGUCAAAAAGCCUCACACAAAUGACUACCGACUGGUACAAGACCUCCGGGAAGUAAAUAAGAGGGUCACGGACAUACACCCGACUGUUCCCAACCCAUAUACUCUCUUGAGCUCCUUGGCGCCCUCCAGGGUCUGGUAUACUGUACUAGAUUUAAAGGACGCCUUCUUCAGUCUGCCGUUGGCACCCCAGAGCCAACCCUUGUUCGCCUUCGAGUGGCAUGAUCCGGAGGAGGGCUACAGUGGGCAACUCACCUGGACACGGCUACUUCAGGGAUUCAAAAAUUCACCCACCAUCUUCGACAUGGCAUUACAGGAGGACCUGGGUGAGUACAGAAGGGAGCACCCUGGCCUCACCCUCCUACAGUACGUAGAUGACAUCCUGAUUGCUGCCAACAUGGCCAAAGACUGUGAGUGAGGGACCCAGGAC
Molecule: messenger RNA, 1566 nt
Organism: Felis catus (domestic cat)
Lineage: Eukaryota; Metazoa; Chordata; Mammalia; Carnivora; Felidae
Exons: 5
Coding region: 1-1554 (517 amino acids)
Biological process (GO): proteolysis
Molecular function (GO): aspartic-type endopeptidase activity
Source: RefSeq, a predicted model, not a curated record